AAACACACUCCAGUGAAAUACAUUAGUUUCUAUAAUUUUUUGCAUGAUCCAACUCUACAAGCUUUUUUAUGAUAUGGGCAAUAAACGUGAUCAAUUAGCAUAGAAGGUUUUGAGUUUGAAUUCUAAUAGGAGUAUAAAAUGAAAGUAAAGCUUGGAGACGGAUGUACAAUUUGUUUUCUAACAGGACACAGUAAGAGCUAGAAAUGUAGUGUGUUUUGACGUGGGAUUAGCAUACACUAUAUGUAACCUACCUUCUUUGUCUUCUUGUUGCUUUUCUCCAAUAUUAUAAUAAUCUUUUUUUUUUGUCUUGUCUAUCUGAAGAGAAAAUAUGGGAGCUAACUCAGCAGCAAUCAAGUGGUUUUCUCUGUGUAUUGUGGUGUUGUUAUCUCUAGGUUUCCAGGGGAUACAAUGCGAUGUUACUUAUGAUAACAAGGCUCUUAUCAUUGAUGGCCAGAGGAGAAUUCUCUUCUCUGGCUCUAUUCACUAUCCCAGAAGCACUCCUCAGAUGUGGGGAGGACUCAUACAGAAGGCUAAAGAUGGUGGUUUGGAUAUUAUAGAUACUUAUGUUUUUUGGAAUCUUCAUGAGCCUUCUCCUGGCAAUUACAAUUUCGAGGGAAGGUAUGAUUUGGUUCGCUUCGUCAAGUUGGUUCAGAAAGCUGGUCUCUAUGUUCAUCUUCGCAUUGGACCUUAUAUAUGUGGAGAGUGGAAUUUUGGAGGGUUUCCAGUGUGGUUGAAGUAUGUUCCAGGCAUAAGCUUCAGGACAGAUAAUGAGCCUUUCAAGAUGGCAAUGCAAAAUUUCACCAAGAAAAUUGUCCAAAUUAUGAAGGAUGAAAAUUUGUUUCAGUCUCAAGGUGGUCCUAUUAUCCUCUCUCAGAUUGAGAAUGAAUAUGAACCUGAAGACAAGGCAUUUGGAUCUGCUGGUCAUGCAUAUAUGACUUGGGCUGCACAGAUGGCUCUUUCUAUGAAUACUGGAGUUCCAUGGGUUAUGUGCAAGGAAUUUGAUGCCCCUGACCCUCUGAUAAAUACAUGCAAUGGUUUCUACUGCGAUUACUUCUCUCCAAACAAACCUAACAAACCAACGAUGUGGACUGAGGCUUGGACUGGCUGGUUUUCAGAUUUUGCAGGUCCAAACCACCAGCGUCCGGUCGAGGAUUUAGCAUUCGCAGUUGCUCGAUUCCUUCAGAAAGGAGGUUCCUUUGUUAAUUACUAUAUGGUUAUAUCAUGGGGAACCAACUUUGGCAGAACUUCUGGAGGACCUUUCAUUACUACAAGCUAUGACUAUGAUGCACCCAUUGAUGAAUACGGGUUGAUUAGGCAACCUAAAUAUGGCCAUUUAAAGGAUCUUCACAAGGCUAUUAAGUCAUGCGAAAAAGCUUUGCUCAAUGCCGAUCCUACUGUCGAAAACUUGGGAGCUUAUAAACAGGCACAUGUAUUCUCUUCCAAUUCUGGAGAUUGUGCAGCUUUUCUUGCAAACUACCAUCCAAAUGGUACUGGAAAGUUGACAUUUAAUAACAUGCAUUAUAGCCUGCCACCUUGGUCUAUCAGCAUCCUUCCUGACUGCAAAAAUGUUGUUUUCAACACUGCCCAGGUUGGAGUCCAAACGUCCCAGGUGCAAAUGUUGCCCACAGCCACAGGUCUCUCAUGGGAGACUUUCAGUGAAGAUGUAUUAUCAGUUGAUGAAGAUAAAAUAACUACAGUCCCUGGCCUCUUGGAGCAGAUAAAUGUCACCAGAGAUACAACUGAUUAUCUCUGGUACACAACUGGUCUGACUAUUAGGUCAUAUGAAUCAUUUCUACAUCAAGGCAAUCUUCUCAAUCUUACAGUGGAUUCAGCAGGCCAUGCUUUGCACGUCUUUGUCAAUGGAGAGCUUUCUGGAUCUGCUCAUGGGAGUAGAAAAAGCAAGAGAUUCACGUUUACAGUACCAGUGAAGCUACAUGCUGGAAGAAACAGAAUCUCACUGCAGAGCAUAGCUGUUGGAUUACCAAAUAUUGGAACCCAUUUUGAGAACUGGAAGGCAGGAAUAGAAAGGGUCACUCUCCAUGGCCUAGACAAAGGGGAGAAGGACCUGACCUGGAACAAAUGGUCCUAUAAGGUUGGGCUUAAAGGAGAAGACAUGAAUCUUGGAUCUCCAGAUUCUGUUCCAUCAGUUGAAUGGAUGAAAAGGACCACGUCAGCACAAAGCCCACCAUUGACGUGGCAUAGGGCCUACUUUGAUGAACCAAAAGGAGAAGAUCCCUUGGCAUUGGACAUGGGGAGCAUGGGGAAGGGACAAGUGUGGAUUAAUGGGAAUAGCAUUGGAAGAUAUUGGACUGUAAAAGCUACUGGCGAUUGCAAUGCUUGUGGGUACAAUGCUACAUUUAGGGAGACAAAAUGCCAAUUUGGUUGUGGCCAACCUACUCAAAGAUGGUACCAUGUUCCCAGAUCAUGGCUGAAGCCAACCAAGAAUUUGUUGGUAGUAUUUGAAGAAAUUGGAGGAGAUUCAUCUCAGAUAUCACUUGUGAAAAGAUUAGUCACAAGUCCCCACCCCACCUUGUUAAGGUGACUGAAUAUGGCCUAACUUUUUUCAAUGGGUACCAAGAUGCCCUAAACCUAGUUCAUAUAGAAAAGUCUAAUAAUAGAGUUAAUUUUUUAAUUUUUUUAAGGCAUUUUGCAAAAGAGAACUGUGUAUGGAUGUAUUUAUUAUUAUUAUUAUUAUUUAUUAAUUUUGUGCA
This is a messenger RNA of Hevea brasiliensis (rubber tree), 2711 nucleotides long. Its product is annotated as beta-galactosidase 3. Bases 329 to 2542 code for a protein of 737 amino acids. The record is from RefSeq and is a predicted model, not a curated record. NCBI's taxonomy places the organism in Eukaryota, Viridiplantae, Streptophyta, Magnoliopsida, Malpighiales, Euphorbiaceae. The transcript is spliced from 19 exons. Gene Ontology annotation, cellular component: cell wall; vacuole. Gene Ontology annotation, biological process: carbohydrate metabolic process. Gene Ontology annotation, molecular function: beta-galactosidase activity.